Molecule: messenger RNA, 3245 nt
Organism: Pocillopora damicornis (cauliflower coral)
Lineage: Eukaryota; Metazoa; Cnidaria; Anthozoa; Scleractinia; Pocilloporidae
Product: rab3 GTPase-activating protein non-catalytic subunit
Biological process (GO): regulation of GTPase activity
Source: RefSeq, a predicted model, not a curated record
AACCUGUUGGUGUCUGGGUGGCUGUUAGACCCGGAUCAGCGCUAUGACAAAGAAGAAUCUAUGUUUCACCUUCACUCACUGGUUUCAACAAUGAGUUCUUUAUCAGGAGGCUUACCGAGUGAGAUGUCUUCAUCGCAGUUACGUGACAACGAUAUUUCACCUUGGUGGGACAAUGUACGUCAAACUCUGGCCCAGUCUACCUCGACAAGCAGGGCACUUUUUCUUGCUGCAGUUUGCCGAUCUGUGGCCUUGGAAAUCAGUACAGCAUCAAAGAAAGUUGAGGACGAAGGGGACGCGGCUGACAGGGAGGAACUGGCCGCUGGAGACUGGAUUUCAGUGUCAGUUGAGAUGGAACGCUGGAACUUACUUAUCUGUCAGCUGACCGAUUUGCAAGCUCUGGCAGGCUUCAUCAAACGAUUGACGGUUAACAGUCAGAAAAGCAAGCAAGCUGUUGAUAACAGUGGGUCGUCUAAUCUUUCAGUGGUCGAGUUCUUGAGUAGCGGCCCUGACGCAGCUUCGAAAAUGAUAUCGAAGUACAUCGUACAAUGUGACAUCCCUGCAAAUCAUCUGGGAACUCCCCAUGUACCAAGGAAGACGGAGACUGAAAAUCUGAGCGAGACUGGAGACGAUGACCUGCCUGACGUAGACCCUGAAACUGUAAUCCAAGUCGAACUCGAAGGUCUUAGUGAGUUGCGUCUGAGGUUUCCGCAUGGUCUAGAGCAAGAUGUACUGUGGGCUCAUUGUGUUAUGGAGUGUGUCACUUACUGGCACAGCAACAAAGAGGAAACCAACAAGUUAUUAUUAGCUCUGGAGCAUUUGAAAUGUAUUCACGUUCCUGCGUUGCAACAUGGCUUGGCAGUCACGACAUGGAAGAGAUUCUUCAAAGAUAAGAUAUCCGCCACCGUUAUCCUAAUGCAGAAGGUUGGAAAAGCACCCAAAGAUCGACUGUGUCGAAAGACAGUGGAUUUAAGUUUUGGUGCGUUGGUGCAGUUCCUUAAGGCCACUGUACUUCUCUUGGAUGUAAUAGCUGAGGUGGAUUGGAUGGAAUCUCAACUAAUAACUUUGGAAACAGAAGAUUUCUGGCACACUGGUGAAACGGGUACAGAGUCCCUUAUUGAAGAGGCACAGGAGAAGCCAAAGAGUGAGGGACCACUGGUCCAGCUCCAUGCCAAGCUGGUCACUGUUUUGUGGAUUGUAAUGGGACUGGACAUGAAGAGCGUUAAACCGCUGACCCUCUUCGAUACAAAGAGCAAGGACUCUUUUAUGAGGGAUCUCAGCUCUAAUCGUCCUCUAUCGUCUAAUGAUGUCGACAAAGCCAUCGUUGAGACAAGAGAAAAGUUCUUCACUCGAGCCCUGUCCUUCACGGUGAGCGCUAUGUUGGCCCAGUCUCCCAACCCAGUACUCAGGCGAGAGAAUAGUGAUACUGACAACAAGGGAACGGUACCCGAAACAGCUACCUGUGAUUGGCCGGCCGUGAUCUACAAGCUUGUAGAGCAGUUUGGGAUGGACAGUGAUCCAUUUAAGCGACAUUAUGUGCGGGAAUUGUACUCCGCUGGUUUUGACGAGAUUGCAAAACAGACCAUGUUCUCAGUUCACGACCAGCGGGCCUUGGCCUGUCACCUUUUAAGAGUUGUGGGACAGCGACUAGCAUACAUGAUCUUAGAUGCGUCAGAGUCAGCUGAACGCGCUAAUCGAUUGUCUCGUCUACCAACUCAGAUAAGCAGCUGGAUCAGAUCACAAGAUCCUUCAAGGUUAUCCCGUCGUAUGGUUCCCCUGUCACACACUGUGGACCUUCUGCGUGUGGUGCUCAGUCUGACACCGGAAGAUUCCCCCGAUUACUCACUCACUUCCGGUCUAACCGAAACGAUCAAAUUCCUCCUUUAACCCUUAAUAUAUACCUUAACAUCAGUAUGCAUAUUCUCCAUACUGUUCUCUUUACAUUUCCCAAGGUGCUGGCAAGGAGAAUUUGUUUAACAAUCAAGAGGUACUUUUUUGGUGAUCAUUUCCUCUAGUAAUGCAGUUAGGAGAAUUAACAAGUCAGUCACUCCUAGGGGUCAAGGGUUAAAAGAGUAAAAAGGGUCUCAAUGGUUACUUCACUGACCAGUGAGCGGUCAAACGUGCCCUGUGAGCUGUCAUUCAAAUUAACCUCAAGAAAAACGAAUAACGAUUAAUUUUUACUCCACUGAUUUAAGAUUUGUUCCUAAGACCAGGAAAGCUAAUUUAUGGACGCGAAAGAUCAACGGCCUUGAUUAGGCUCGAUUACCAGCCGCUCUUCGGGGAUAUGAGCUUGCGCCCUUUUCCCGAACCCAUAGUCUCCUCGGGGAGGAGCGAAGACUGGGCACGAGAGAGAGCAGCGAAAAUCGAGCCUACGGCCCCCCGUGGAUCCAUCAUACAUUUUAUUCAGUUGCAAGAUGAUCCUCCUCAAGAGUGACAAAUGCGUUCAAAUUUCUCGAUUUUCUGACAAGUAGUUUUUAAAAUUAUGAAAUUCCUAUACAUCUAGUUCAUAACUUAGUGGCCGACGAACUUAGGUAGACAACCAAUUUUAAAAAGCAUAGUUUAUUAGAAAAGAAUUUUUUUCAGCGAAGUAGGAGAAAAUUAUGAGAAAAUGCCUGAAGAUGCAAACGCAAAAGAAUUAUAGAAGUGUGCGAGCGUAAAAGCGGUUAGGAAGGGUUUCUGCCGAAAGAAAAUGAAUUCGAUUUAGAACAAAAUGAAAUUGAAAGGCAGCUCGGAAUAGUGCAUAGUGAAAAUGAAAGAAGACGAACUUCCAUCUUUUGAAUUAUCUUGAAUAGUAGCGCUUUUAUAUUUAUAUUUGCGCAAUCAGACUUUGGCCUUUGGAUGGAGAUCUAUUUUGCCUAGAGGCCAACUGUCUUACAGGUGAUAAGCCUUUAGGGCCGGGAAAGAAGUUCAACUCUACUUUUUCUAUUUAAGGAGUAAAUUUAAAGAACUUAGGCUAAAGACUGCCCUGAGACACUUUGAUAUCAUUGGGCAGGCCAGUCAGUUGUAGCGCCUCUGGGUGCAAUUACAGUUGUAGUCCCCAGGCCCCUCAGGCACUUAGCCUCCAUUUGCGACGUGGGCGUUAAUAUCACUCAGGGUGAGGCGUUCUCUAGGAGCCUUCCAAUAUCCAUAGUUUAAAUAGUAAAUUUACAUGUAAGUGGAAGAAAGUGCCAAGUGUAGGUUAUAGUAAAAUGUUUAUGGUCAUAAGUCCCUUUGAAGGUUGAAGUUUACUAAACAAUGUUUCUGUUAGA